Candidozyma duobushaemuli is the source of this 1185-nucleotide messenger RNA. It is a transcript of the gene OPY2, whose product is annotated as Opy2p. The transcript has a single exon. The record is from RefSeq and is a predicted model, not a curated record. The coding region runs from base 1 to 1185 and encodes 394 amino acids. NCBI's taxonomy places the organism in Eukaryota, Fungi, Ascomycota, Pichiomycetes, Serinales, Metschnikowiaceae.
AUGUCCCUAAGACCACGUGCUACAUCAACCGAUAAGUCGAGCCUGACAGGUUCGGACGGCUGUUUGGUGUGUCCAUCCAGCAUAGACCCUUGUCCAUCGUGUCCCGCCAACCAGGUAUGUCAUCAGAUAUCACGAACAUGUGACCAGUGCCCCAAAAAUGUCUGUGUGGACAGCUCCAGGCUGUCAUCUGGCGGAGGAACGCCUGUGGGUGGUAUCGUGGGAGGUGUUGUUGGCGGUGUGGUGGUGCUAGCGCUAAUACUAGGUGGCUUGUGGUACUACAAGAAGGUGUACCGCAAGAAACACCCUAUGUUGGAGGACGACUUGGCCAUGGAUGAUUACAAGACAGAUAUUGAAGAUCUGGAUACUCGCUCACCACGUAACACUUUAUCCAGUGGAGAAAUGGAAGGUGCUGCAGCAGCAAGGCCAGUUAGACCCCAAGCCAGAAGAACGGACUCCAACAACUCCCUCAAAAAGAACCACAGAGUUUCCUCAUAUGAAUCUUUUAUGCGUCCUCAAGCAAGAUACGCUCGUCGUGGUGGUGCCCUGGCGAGAGGCCGUGCCAGAGGCCAGGCCCAGAACAGAAACUUGCUGCCAUAUGGAGACAACGACUCAUCGAAGAGAAACUCUAUUGCAACCACCAUCUCAACCACCAACGCAUCCAACAUUUUACCUGUGGCAUACAUUCCAGGUGUCACGGUGAGACCUACUAAGAACAACACUCGCUCGAUAUAUUCCUAUGAGUCUGACUCGAUAUUCUCCGACAUAAACACCAUUGAGAAUGCGUCCAUCAUUGCUGAAAGAACAGGUCAGCUGAAACUGGCGACCAUGACGGCCAUCAGAGCGCAACCGAAGCUCGUUAAUGUUGCUCGAAUAGAGGAAGGUGAUGAGGAAGAAGAAGAAGACGAGGAGGAGCAUAACACAACGUGGAACUCCAACAAGGACUCCAUCGUUACCAACACGCGGGUCGUGAACGAGCUGACGAACACGCUAGACCACAACAGCGAUAGCGACGUCGAUCUGGAUGUAGAUCUGGACAUUGGCGAGAUUAACCGAGCUACAAGUGUGAGGCGACCCGAGGGUCAGGUGGUGGCACCACCACAAAUAUUGAUCGACGGCGACCUCGAGCAGGAUGACCUGAGCGCUGGCUCGUUCAUCUUGGACAUUGGAAAAGGUCCCCAAGUAUGA